Molecule: messenger RNA, 331 nt
Organism: Scutellospora calospora
Lineage: Eukaryota; Fungi; Glomeromycota; Glomeromycetes; Diversisporales; Gigasporaceae
Source: the annotation of a GenBank genome assembly
ACAACAAGAAAUGGCAGUUUUUAUUAUUGCAGUUUCAAUUCUUUUUGGAAUAUUUCUUGUUGCAACACUUAAAGGCAAAUCCGGUUCCAACAAUUCUUGUGAUUUCACAAAAAAUAAUGUUCGUUAUAAUGAUAUUGAUAUGCUCGUAACAACUUUACAACAAUCAUAUAAAGAUCAUAUUGGUGUUAUGGUUAGUAAUCAAGGUUAUUCAGGAAAUGCGAAUGAAAAAGGAAACAAAUUUAAAAUUAUGAUGUGUAAGACAGAUGAUCUCAUCAAGAAACUGAUGGAUCAUAUCGAUAUUUUAAAGAAAGAGAAUGAAGAAAAUAAAUAG